Molecule: messenger RNA, 1985 nt
Organism: Pyrus x bretschneideri (Chinese white pear)
Lineage: Eukaryota; Viridiplantae; Streptophyta; Magnoliopsida; Rosales; Rosaceae
Product: pectinesterase-like
Biological process (GO): cell wall modification
Molecular function (GO): pectinesterase inhibitor activity; pectinesterase activity
Source: RefSeq, a predicted model, not a curated record
ACUCCCCUCUUAUCCUCCUCCAUGUUCUAAAUUUUGUACCCAUUUUUUUCUCUUUCCCUAUUCCAAUUGACUAUUUUUAGAAUGGCCAAAAUCAAAGAGUUUUUGACCAAAAUGUCCGAAUCGGGCAAACAAAUAUCCACAACCAAGAAAAACAAGAAGCUUUUCAUAUCCCUUUUCGCAACCAUCCUACUUGUCGGCGCCGUCGUCGGCAUUGUCAACGGAGUCAAGUCCUCCAAAAACAACUCCGACGAUGAAACCAAUGAGGCCUCCCACGCCAUAGUCAAAUCCUCAUGCAGCUCCACCCUCUACCCUGAACUGUGCUUUUCCACACUUGCACUUCAUCCUGAAGCCUCCAAAAAGGUUUCGAGCCAGAAGGACGUGAUAGAAUUGUUAUUGAACAUCACGACCACGGCGGUUCAGCACAACUUCUACACCGUCGAGAAGCUGCUGAAGUCCGGGAAGAAUAAGCUCACUAAGCGUGAGAGCGCUCUUCACGACUGUUUGGAGAACAUUGAUGAAACUCUCGACGAGCUUCACGAUGCUGUGGAGGACCUCCAUGAGUACCCUAAUGAGAAGACUUUGACUCAGCAUGCCGAUGACCUAAAAACUUUGAUCAGCUCCGCCAUUACCAACCAAGAAACUUGCCUUGAUGGGUUCUCGCACGAUGAUGCUGAUAAAAAAGUUAGGAAAUUUUUGUUGGCCGGUCAGGUGCACGUAGAAAAAUUGUGCAGUAAUGCGCUGACCAUGAUCAAGAACAUGACCGAUACCGACAUUGCAUACGAGAUGAAAACGAAUGUGAACCGAAAGCUGAAGGAGGAUGUGGUGGACGAGCAUGGGUGGCCGGAGUGGCUGUCGGUGGCAGACAGGCAACUGCUGCAGUCGUCAUCUGUCACACCAAAUGUGGUGGUGGCGGCAGACGGAAGUGGGAACUACAAGACGGUGUCAGCUGCGGUGGCUGCCGCGCCUGAGAAGAGUAGUAAAAGAUACGUGAUUAGAAUAAAGGCCGGGGUUUAUAGAGAAAAUGUGGACGUGCCGAAGAAAAAGACCAACAUUAUGUUUAUGGGAGAUGGGAGAAAAAACACUAUCAUCACUGCUAGUAAAAAUGUGGUCGAUGGCAGCACAACUUUCAACUCGGCCACGGUUGCUGCUGUUGGUGAGAAGUUUCUAGCGCGAGACAUAACGUUCCAAAACACAGCAGGUCCAUCAAAGCAUCAAGCUGUUGCUCUAAGAGUAGGGUCUGAUCUCUCAGCAUUCUACCGGUGCGACAUUCUUGCGUACCAAGACUCGCUCUAUGUGCACUCGAACCGCCAGUUUUUCGAAGGUUGCUUGGUAGCCGGAACAGUUGACUUCAUCUUCGGCAAUGCUGCUGUCGUGUUACAAAACUGUGACAUCCAUGCAAGAAAACCUAAUUCCGGCCAGAAGAACAUGAUCACUGCACAAGGCAGAAGUGACCCAAAUCAAAACACCGGCAUUGUGAUCCAAAAAUCGAGAAUCGGCGCUACAUCCGACUUGCAAGCCUCAAAGGGCAGCUUUAAAACAUUUUUGGGGAGGCCAUGGAAGGAGUAUUCAAGGACUGUGAUCAUGCAGUCAAGUAUAACGGAUAUCAUUGACCCUGUUGGGUGGCAUGAGUGGUCUGGCACUUUUGCCCUCAACACUUUGUUUUAUGGAGAGUAUGCUAACACUGGGGCAGGCGCUGGGACUUCGAAAAGGGUGACGUGGAAGGGGUUUAAGGUAAUUACAAGUGCCACUGAGGCUCAGGCCUAUACGCCCGGCAGAUUCAUUGCUGGUGGUAGUUGGUUGAGUUCUACUGGUUUUCCAUUUGCUCUUGGGCUAUAAAAUGUAAAUUUUAAGCAUGCUUUGUUGUACUGUAUUCUUGUGAGUCUAUAAGUUCGCUUGUGUUGGGUGAAUGUGAUGUCCGGCCUGGAUUGUAGUAGUAUCACUUAAAAACUACCAUCUGUUGGUAAUCAAUAAGAACAUCUAUUGUU